Lytechinus pictus (painted urchin) is the source of this 3732-nucleotide messenger RNA. RefSeq names its product MAP kinase-activating death domain protein-like. Gene Ontology annotation, biological process: regulation of apoptotic process; regulation of Rab protein signal transduction. Gene Ontology annotation, cellular component: cytosol. NCBI's taxonomy places the organism in Eukaryota, Metazoa, Echinodermata, Echinoidea, Temnopleuroida, Toxopneustidae. Gene Ontology annotation, molecular function: guanyl-nucleotide exchange factor activity. The transcript has 23 exons. The record is from RefSeq and is a predicted model, not a curated record. The coding region runs from base 91 to 3732 and encodes 1213 amino acids.
ACUGUAGCAGGCAGAGCUGGCCACAUUCCUGCCUUCCCUGAACCAGAGGGCAGUGAUCUCAAGAGACACCUCAGACAGGCUUUAGCAAGUAUGAGCCUCAACCCUCCACCAAUCAAAGACUUUGACAAGGCCAGCUCCAGGGAAUUCGAGGCAAUCAGCAAGCACCGCUCCGCUCUCACCGGCGAAACGGACUUCAAGCCGUUCGUCUACGGGAACGACGUCGAUGCCGUGGACGUCGCCACCAGGGUCGCAAUGGCCAAGUUCCUGAAUGGGGCUAAUGUUCUAGGGAACUUGACGGAACACACUAGGACCCUGAGACUGUAUCCUAGACCAGUGGUCGCGUUCCAGGUCCAGACCUUCCUCUGCUCAAGACCAAAUCGAUCGGCAUUUACGGAUCAACUCGCAAGCAGCCAGGCCGUGGAAUACUUUGGAGAGUGCAGCCUCAACCCUCUGAAUGUGACAUUUCUGAGAAUACAGACUGGGGUAUAUGACCCCCAUCUUAUUGGGGACAAGUCUAAAUGGUUCAGGGAACAGCUCCAACCAAUAGAAUUUAAGGUUCAGUUUGAGAACUGCACCCUGGGAGCAGCCCUCUCCAGCGCCUCCGAGGGGGGUUCCGACUCCUCCAACCCGACGGAUGAGAGCGGGGAGGAGAGCGAGAGGGAGGACGGAGGGGGGAGCUCGUCAUCGUCGUACUCAUCGUUGGACGAGUUUGUGGUGGACAUGAUGAACAGUGAUAUCAAAGGGGACGUACAAGAUCCAGACAAGCCAGACCAGAUUAGUGAGAUAGAUGAACAUUCGAUCUACCGUCCUCCUGACUCGCUCCAGCUCCCCCCUGACAUGGUCCAGAGCGAUAACAACCAAUUUGCGGAUAGCGAUUCAUCCAGUAGCCAGGAUAACCCAACGUCACCCGAUUCUUCGGACGAGGAGUUGCCUCUUAGCGUUCGGAUGCGCAUUGCCCAGAAUAUGUCAAUGUCCGGUAUCGACACGGAUCAAGAUUUGGACAGCAGCGUUUACGACUCUGACAAUAUGUAUGCAAUGACGAAGCAGAAUCGCAGAGACUCCAACGACGUCGACUCAGAGGCUGGCUCCAGAGGGGGGCGAACCUCGCCAACUUUCAUGGACAAGUUCAAUUCACUUUUCAGGUCGGAUUCUUCAGACUCUUCGGCUCCGACCACGCCCACCAAGACCAAGCCCAAGCCCUCCAUCCUCAGGGGCAUCAUGGACCUGGCCCUGGAUACGGCCAAGGAACCCAUCGGGUCACCGACGUCCCUCAGCAGCCUGGACCCCAAUGGUUACUCCCCUAGCGUCAAGUCGGACCCGGGCCCCAACAGGAGUAGGAUGGGUUCCGGGAUGGGAUUGCCGACCAGGAAAAAGAAGACCUCCUCGCCGCUCACAAGAGAUACAAGGAGGUCACUUGUGGAAAGGACAUCGCUCAUCAGACAUCACUCAACCAAGAAACCUGAGAAACGCUCUUCACUUACCAGUGAAAGGCCCAACAGUGAGGACCAGCUUUUCUUGAAGGAGAUUGUCAGGGGAGUGUUAGAAGGGAACAACGUUGGUUGGCUGAACUGGUCACGACUCAAACGCCUCAUGCAGAACGAGAAUCUCAGGGCGCAAGUCAUCAGCCAGCUUUAUCCACAAGACUCGGCUGUCACGGGGGACUACAUUGAAGAUGUGAAAGUGAACAAAGCUGUAUACAAGGGCUUGUGCUCUGUCCUGAAGGCCGUCCUCGCCGGCCUGGAGUACUCCUUCGAUAACCACAACGCCGGUGGCAUGGCCAGCGCCUUCGCCCUCCUGGAGAUCGCCAGCACGCACUACUUCGGCAAGGAGCCCGAGCUGACCCAGAAAGGGGACGGGCGCCACCGCGGGGGCAGCCUGAAAUCCGGAGCACCUCACGGUCAGUAUGCUUUGGACGAGCUGUUGUCGCAGCAGCAAGGAGGGCAUCAUCAUCCCGGUGUUGGUGGUAGUGGUGGUGGUGGAGGUGGCGGGAUGUUAACAAUCGCUUCAAGGCCCUCAGAGUCUCAUAGCUUGAAUGAGGAUAACUUCAUAGCGGCCAUAGGCUGGCAGAAGAGUGAGUCAGUCAGUAGCUGCAGCACAAGCACUGAGGAGGGAGGUGUAAAAGUUCACUCCUCCAACCUGGAAGACAACCGCAACGACAGCGCCUACGAGCUCAUCGACGAGUCGGAGAUCCCCAUCGGGAGCAGCACGGGGGCCGGUGUCCACGGAGCAGUCGGGAUAGCCGCGGGGAUCGCGGUGACAGGUGUUAUUGGAACCAAGCUGGAUAUGACACCGCUUACUGGAGUAAACAGGAACACAAACCAACAGAUAGAGCCAUCACCUAGCAACCACAACCACCAGGGGAGUGAGUGCGUGGAGGAGGGCAACCAAUCAGAGCUCAAGGAUAUCACCAAUAAUAAUCUGUACAAUACAGGGGAGUCUGCAAUAACAUUUAUAGCACCACCUAGCAGCACCGAAAGCCCCGACAUCAGAGACCUGAUGGACACGCCCACCCACCGGCGGAGCAAGCUAGUGGAGAAGCUCUCUAGCAUGGACUCCGAACUCUCCGAGGCCAGUACCCUGGUUAGCUUCAACUCCUCCGACACUCUGGGCAACGACAGCGAUACCAGCUCCACCAGCGGCAUCGACGUCCGGAGCAGGAGGUCGAGGAUAGCCCACCAUUCGAUCAGGCCGGUUAUGUCGGACACGGAGGUGGAGUUGAACGGGUCAUCUAUGACCCUGUCAAAACGCAAUACACCCGCCCGUUGGUCCAUGAAGAGUCGUAAGUCAGCCGGCUUCCGUUACCAUGGCGGCGACAUGAUAGCGACCGACUCCGACACCUCAGAAGUGAUACUAAGGAGAUAUGUCUUUGAAGCUUUUGUCGUGAAAGAUCGGUCGCCAUUGUGGGAUCAGCCGUUAUUCUGGGAGGAUUCCUUCCUGGAUGCCGUUGCUGCUGAGCGGGACGCUGUCGGGCUAGAUCAGGGACCAGCUGAGAUGAUACACAGGUAUGUGUCACUAAGCCCAGAGGAAAGAAAGCGAUUAGAAGAAGAUGAGGAUAAACUCUUAUCUGACAUGCUUUACAACAUGACUGCAUACAUGAUCGAGAUGGAGGUGCCCAAGAUAGAGGUCAAACGACGAGUCAGACGUCUGCUUGGAAGGUCACACGUUGGCCUACUUUACAGCCAAGAUGUCAACGACCUUUUGGACCAAGUAAAUAACUUGUAUGGUAAUGACAUUGACCUGAAACCAGCAGGGAGCCGUCAGAUGAGGAAACACAGCUUCGUAGUCCAUGCUGGAUCUGAUAAUAAAGGAGACGUGCUCUUCAUGGAGGUGUGCGAUGACUGUGUAAUAAUCCGAUCAGGUAAUGGUGCUGUGUGCGAUAGAUGCUGGUACGAGAGGCUAAUCAACAUGACCUACUGCCCUAAAACCAAAGUAUUGUGUCUAUGGAGGAAGGUUACAAGUACCACCAAGCUGGAUAAAUUCUAUACGAAAAAGUGUCGAGAGCUUUACUUCUGCAUCAAAGAGAGCAUGGAGAAAGCAGCUUCAAGGCAGAAGAAUGGUAUGACUGCAGAACCUGAGCUAGGUGGCGAGUUUCCGAUCCAAGACGUGAAAACAGGAGAAGGUGGUCUGCUCCAAGUCACAAUGGAAGGGGUCGGACUUAAGUUCCCUCAGUCAAAGGUGAGUACAGCAUUGCCUAAGGUAUCCGGGUUAGAACUGCAGCAACGGGCAUCUUGA